AACAUAUUAUGUUUUAAAAAUCUCACUCGGUGUCUUUAUUGUGUCCUUUUUCUCCGUGUCUCUCAGGGUCGCCAUGUCAAAACAGGCCAGCUUGCUGCCAUCAAGGUCAUGGACGUCACAGGAGAUGAGGAGGAGGAGAUUAAAGCAGAGAUCAACAUGUUAAAGAAGUACAGCCACCACAGGAACAUCGCCACCUACUAUGGCGCCUUCAUCAAGAAGAACCCUCCGGGGAUGGACGACCAGCUCUGGCUGGUGAUGGAGUUCUGCGGGGCCGGCUCAAUUACGGAUCUGAUCAAAAACACCAAAGGGAACUCUCUGAAGGAGGAGUGGAUCGCCUACGUCUGCAGGGAGAUCCUCAGGGGUCUGACCCACCUCCACCAGCACAAAGUCAUCCACAGAGACAUUAAGGGCCAGAAUGUGCUGCUGACGGAGAACGCAGAGGUUAAACUCGUGGACUUUGGUGUGAGCGCUCAGCUGGACCGCACGGUGGGACGGAGGAACACGUUUAUCGGGACGCCGUACUGGAUGGCCCCGGAGGUCAUCGCCUGUGACGAGAACCCCGACGCCACAUAUGACUUCAAGAGUGAUCUGUGGUCGCUCGGUAUCACAGCCAUCGAGAUGGCAGAGGGAGCGCCACCUCUGUGCGACAUGCAUCCGAUGCGAGCGCUCUUCCUCAUCCCCAGAAAUCCUGCCCCCAGACUCAAGUCGAAGAAGUGGUGAGUCACUUUGUGCUAA
Molecule: messenger RNA, 735 nt
Organism: Plectropomus leopardus (leopard coralgrouper)
Lineage: Eukaryota; Metazoa; Chordata; Actinopteri; Perciformes; Serranidae
Source: RefSeq, a predicted model, not a curated record